UAUCUGGAAUUUAGUAAUGCUAUAUAACUUAUUUGGUUUGGAUUUAUUCUCAAAUGACAGUUCUCUAACUAUAGUCUAUGCUCUGCAUACAUGUUCAUGUUAAAGGCAUGCAUUUGAUCCAAGGAAUCGGUGCUGGUAUUAUCCCUAUUGUUCUAGAUGUCAAUGUGCUUGAUGAAGUUAUUCAAGUGAGUAUAUCCAGUGAGAAAGCUAUUGAAACUGCUAAGCAGCUUGCGUUGAAAGAAGGCUUGUUGCUGGUGGGGAUUUCAUCUGGUGCAACGGUAGCUGCUGCUGCAAUAAAGUUGGCAAAGAGGCCAGAAAAUGCUGGAAAGCUCAUUGUUGUGGUUUUUCCUAGCUGCGGAGAGCGUUAUCUGUCUUCCCCAUUCUUUGACUCCAUCAGGCGUGAGGUAGAAAACAUGAGUUAUGACUGAGGUGUUAUAG
This is a messenger RNA of Juglans microcarpa x Juglans regia, 438 nucleotides long. RefSeq names its product cysteine synthase-like. Bases 78 to 428 code for a protein of 116 amino acids. The record is from RefSeq and is a predicted model, not a curated record. Gene Ontology annotation, molecular function: cysteine synthase activity. The transcript is spliced from 4 exons. Gene Ontology annotation, cellular component: cytoplasm. NCBI's taxonomy places the organism in Eukaryota, Viridiplantae, Streptophyta, Magnoliopsida, Fagales, Juglandaceae.